Molecule: messenger RNA, 3104 nt
Organism: Octopus sinensis (East Asian common octopus)
Lineage: Eukaryota; Metazoa; Mollusca; Cephalopoda; Octopoda; Octopodidae
Exons: 3
Coding region: 468-2957 (829 amino acids)
Molecular function (GO): phosphatase binding
Source: RefSeq, a predicted model, not a curated record
UUGAUCAGUUGGAGACAGAGCCUGGUGGAAGCAGCAGCAGUAGCGUAGCAGUAGUAGUCAGAUAUAUACACACAUAUAUACACCUCCUCUCUCUUUUUAUUUAACUGAACCACCACCACAUUGUCGGACUAUAUAUAUAUAUACACUCACUCUCUCUCAGCCACGGAGACCCUAUUUACUCGGACUUUUAUUUAUUUCCUCGUUCUUAUGAAAUUUCCUUCCCUCCUUAUCUCGUUUUUCUUCACAUCCGACAGUCGAGUGGACGUGUGUGUUUAAUUCAUUCUUGCUGUAUGUAUGUGUGUGUGUGUGAUAGUGUGUGAGUGAGUGUGUGAAUGUGUGUGCGAGUAUGGAUGUAUGUGUGUGUGAGUGAGUAAUUGGUUCCGGAAAGGAAGAACUGGAAUUUUGUGUGUUUUGUUCUGUCUUGAGAAAGAAAAAAAAAAUUAAUAAUAAAGGGGGAGGGGAAAAAGAUGGAUGCUAUACCCGAAUUUCCGAAACUCGUUGUGGAGAAGAAACGUGCGUACGAGGCGGAGGAAAGGGAGCAACAAUCUCCCUCCUGUGGUAGAGACAUUAGUAUUGGUGAUGGUGUCGUUGGUGGUGAUAUGAAGUCAUCUUCUUCCUCCACUUGUCAGUAUUCAACAUGGAAACAGAAGCGAAAGCUAAACCACAAUGAUACAAACAGUGACGGGGCUCAGGUGAAAUCCCCAAACUCAAAGUAUAGCCCUCAUAGCAACGACGGUUCUCUACCAUCUCCGGGGAUGACUAGUCCGAUUUCGUUUGCGACCACCACAACGAAUUCUGAUGGCAGCCGUGAUGCGGGAGAGAAGCUGGUCGAUGAUGAUCGCAUCAUACCAGUCCAUGAUAAUCCGUUUUUUGUCAAAGACGGCAGGAGAAGUCUGGACAGAAGAGAUAUGAACGGCUCCUUGGAUUACCACAAUGACGAAACCAUCAACAACCGCCAGGACAUAUCAAAUUUCCGAGACGACACGGAUAUGGAGUACCAUCCUGGAUCCGGAUUUGUUAGCCGUUUAAAGGAUAAAUUUUCAUCAUUAGGUGCCAGAGAAGAUGUAACUGUGUUGCGCCCGAAAAGAUCUUCCAGUUUUGAAAAUCUGUUGGAUGGUAGACCGAAAUCACAUAAUGGUGGGGACUUAGGUCUGACGGACACAAGGCGGAAAUUCCGAGACGGCCGCGCUGUGAGCGUUGAAAAUUUGAACCACACCAUGGAUAAAAGCUCUACUUCUCCAAACCUGGUGCUCGAUUUGAAAUUAGCGAAACAAGGAAGUAGCGACAGUGGCAGUGACAUUAGGAACACAAACAAAGACCGGGAAACUGUGGUGCCAGAGAAAAGCCCGACCAUUCAUCCGCUUUCUCCGUCUCCAAGUUUUGAUGCUAAACCCCACAUUAGUGUCAUAUCCGCUGCAGCCAAUGAUGAAAACAAAAACGUAGAUGAAUUGCCGAAACCCAAUACAGUUUCGUCGUUUCGAAGUUUAUUUGAGAAUUCUGCUAACAAUGAUACGGUGAUAAUGAAACCCAAGGGUAAGACCACACCGGCCCCUGUGAAACCUGUAAAUUCUACUACACCUGAAACAUUAAUAUCACCAAAUAAAAAAGAAAGUAAAGCUGCCCUUGUUGCAACUAAACCUGCACCACCACCACCUCCGAAAGAAAGGAACCACGAAGCAUCUGUUAAAAAACCUGAAGUUGCAAAACGUACGGUGUUGGAACAGAAGAAUUCCGGAAUUGCUGAAAAUAACUCAAGUUCUUUAGAAAAGGACAGUUCCAGUGUUAAGACAACUGCUAAGCAGGCAACACCAAGUUUACCCCUAACAUCACACAUUUCAUCUUCACCCACUUUAGAGACAUCCUCUUCGUCGCAGAUUAAUCAAGUAUCGGACUCCAAGAGAGUGGCACCAGUUGUUCCUGCUGAAAAUGACCACCACUCGGUGUCUGAAAGUAAAGAAAACACAAGACCGUCUAGUGAUACAAAUGCUGAAUUUCAUAACCGCGGGCUCCCUUCGAUUCUUAUGAGAAAAAACACCGAUGAUUCCGGAGAACUUGGCCAGGUGGUCCUGCGGAAGGUGAAACCUAGGAUCUUGGAAGAUGAUGACGAACUUAAAGGUAGAAUUACUUAUUAUCCAGCUGGUCUUAACAAAACGACAAAUUCUUCGUCUUCCGAAGAACCGACACCAAAGAUGAGGCAUCCACCUCUUGUGACAGGCAUCAGCGGUAUUGGUAACACUGAUCUGUGGGGUGAAGAGGACGAUGAAGAUAUUUUCUAUGCAGACGGUGAGGUGAUUGAGAAAGAUGUGGAAGAUAACCGACACAUCAUUAUCACAGACUCUAUGUUGAAGAAAAAUCCCAAUGCGGGUACUUUGACACACUUGGAUUUAUCACAUCUUACCAAUGACGGCGGCCAGGAACACCAGGAAGGCUAUAUUCCUUCCAAAAUUGGGCCUUGUAAGAUACAAUUCAUUGGAGCAAAUGUCAAACUUGACAGAAGCUGUAUAAUAAAGAAUAAAACAUCAAAGCACAAGGUGUGUUUCAGUGACCAGAUCAGCACCUUACAUGACUAUCCAUCGGAGGAAGUGAUGCUGGAACAUUAUCUCCUGGAACAUCCGGAAGAGAGGAAUGAGCUGCUAUUACUGGAAGGCCAUGGUCUUGAUGGAAUGAACGAAUCCACCGAUGACGGCUCGGAAUCUGAUGACAGCAGCCCUGUCAGUCCUGAUGACGGAAUGAGAUCAAACUUGGCUUUAUCUUCAACAGGAGGUUUGGCCCGGUACCAUUCCAAAUAUGGAAUGGAAUACGAAUUUGGAAUGCAAAUGGAAGAGGAGUUGAAGCCAGCAGUACAUGACAAGAAACUGAAUAAUGGACAAGAAACGGACAUUUAUCAAUUAACUCCAGCCGAUGAGAGAGACCUAACGUCAUGGUCAAAUGUCUCCGGCACAGACCUUCUCUUCUAGAUUCAGUUUCAUUUUCUUACAGAUACACUAUUAUCAUUAUUAUUAUUAAUUAUUAUUAUUUUGAAAAUUUUUAUAGUUAUUAAUAUUAUUAUUAUUAUUAUAUUUUAUAAGCAAAUUCUAUCAUGGAUUAAUCAUUGUUGUAUUGUU